Microthlaspi erraticum is the source of this 2277-nucleotide messenger RNA. Lineage: Eukaryota; Viridiplantae; Streptophyta; Magnoliopsida; Brassicales; Brassicaceae. The record is from the annotation of a GenBank genome assembly.
AUGGAGUCACCGAACGAAAACGACGAGUUUCCCAUUCUUCCUCCAAUUCAAGAAGCAACUUCUCGUUCUCACUCCAGGACUCUCACUUCAAGAAACCGUAGCGUUUCCCUCUCAAACCCAUCUUUCUCCACUGACGGAUUCGACAGCUCGAGUGUGGUUUUAGGCCACACAGGUCCUCUUCGAACCCAGAGAAGACGACCUCCUUCAUUGCAAAUGAGUACUCCUCUUUACUCUACUCGCAGAGCUGAAUCUCACCUCUUUCCUCAAUCUCCUAUUCAACCUCCAAAUUCAUCUUCCAUCGUUGAAAUUCCAUCUGAAGAUGAAGAAACCCUGCUGAGAAACGCAAAUCUCUUGAGAUCUGGACAACUAGGAAUGUGUAAUGAUCCUUACUGUACCACUUGCCCUUCUUACUACAACCGCCAAGCUGCUCAGUUCCACACUUCCAGAGUUUCUGCCUCCAGGUUCCGUACUGCUCUGUAUGAUGAUGCUAGAGGUUGGGCUAAGCGAUUUGCCUCCUCUGUUCGUAGAUGCUCACCUGGAAUCAUGAAUCCUCAUUCCGAAUUCGUUCAAGGCUGGUCUAGAUUCUUAGCCUUUUCAAGCUUGCUAGCUAUUUUUAUAGAUCCCUUCUUCUUAUUCCUCUUAUUCAUCCGAAACGAAAAGAAAUGCAUAGAGAUUGAUGGGUCUAAGACUAGAAUAUUGGUGUCUCUUAGAUGUAUAACUGACCUUAUAUUCUCCAUUAACACUCUCCUUCAGUUUCGGUUGGCCUAUGUAGCUCCUGAGUCUAGGAUAGUUGGUGCUGGCCAGUUAGUUGAUCAACCAAGAAAAAUAGCUCGCAAUUACAUCCGAGGAAAGUUUUUUCUUGACCUCUUCAUAGUGUUACCCAUUCCACAGAUAAUGAUACUAUGGAUAAUACCAGAACACUUGGGCACAUUGAGGACAGAAUCUGAGAGAAACACUAUACGUGCCGUAGUUCUUUUUCAAUACAUUCCAAAGCUAUACAGACUCUUACCUCUUCUUGCUGGACAAACACCAACAGGAUUCAUAUUUGAGUCGGCUUGGAUUAAUUUCUUUAUUAAUCUUUUCACCUUUGUGCUUGCUGGUCAUGCUGUUGGCUCUUGCUGGUAUCUUGCAGGACUUCAGAGAGUUAAGAGAUGCCUGCUUAAAGCUGAGGAUAUUUCUGUGGAUGAACGUAGAAACCUUAUCGAUUGUGCUCGUGUAAGCGAAGCAUCAAAGGAACUAAGAGAUCUCUGGAAACAUAGUGCGAGUGUUGGUGCAUGUUUUCAAGAGAGUGGUUCUACUUAUGGAAUCUAUUUGAAGGCAGUCAAUCUUACCAAUCAGUCUAGUUUCUUCAAAAGAUCCAGUUAUUCUCUGUUUUGGGGAUUCCAGCAAAUAAGCACCCUUGCUGGAAACCUAUCUCCAAGUUACUCACUAGGGGAGGUUUACUUUACAAUGGGUAUCAUUGGAUUGGGGCUUUUGCUUUUUGCACGGCUUAUUGGUAAUAUGCACAACUUCCUUCAGUCUCUCGAUCGUAGGAGGAUGGAAAUGAUGCUGAGACGGCGUGAUGUGGAGCAAUGGAUGAGCCAUAGACUGCUUCCAGAAGAUAUAAGAAAGAGGGUGCGAGAGGCUGAGCGAUUCAACUGGGCGGCUACUAGAGGAGUUAAUGAAGACUUGCUCUUUGAGAAUAUGCCUGAAGAUCUUCAGAGAGAUAUCAAACGUCACCUCUUCAAGUUUCUCAAGAAGGUGAGGAUAUUUUCAUUGAUGGAUGAAUCAAUCUUAGAUUCUAUACGGGAGAGGCUGAAACAGAGGACGUACAUAAGGAGUAGCACGGUGUUGCACCGAGGAGGACUAGUUGAGAAAAUGGUGUUCAUAGUGAGAGGUGAGAUGGAGAGCAUUGGAGAAGACGGCUAUGUUCUUCCUUUAUCAGAAGGCGACGUUUGCGGCGAAGAACUUCUCACUUGGUGCCUCGAACGCUCUUCUGUAAACCCCGAUGGGACGAGGAUAAAGAUGCCGCCAAAGGGAUUGGUUUGCAACAGAAGUGUUAGGUGUGUGACUAACGUGGAGGCGUUUUCGCUGAGUGUAGCGGAUCUUGAAGAUGUGACGAGUUUGUUCUCGAGAUUCCUGAGGAGCCAUAGAGUGCAAGGAGCAAUAAGGUAUGAGUCUCCUUAUUGGAGGCUACGAGCAGCUAUGCAGAUUCAAGUGGCUUGGAGAUACAGAAGGAGACGUCUUCAGAGAUUGUACUCUGCUCAAUCCAGUUCCAGCCACAUAUUAUCACACUGA